AGCAAGGAAAGAUUUACGAGGAGUCGGUGGCUCGUGGGGCGACGGCGGCGGGCGACAGUCGGCGCGCGGCAGUGCGCAUGCCCGCCACUGCGCCACUGAGCGCGCGCUCCCCCUAGCGGCGCGGCGCCGCAGUGAGUUGCGUAACAAAAGCACACUCGGCUCCGAGCGCUACGCUGAAAACUUUCGGCCGGUCGGCCCGCGCCUACGGGAUGGAGAAACGUAAAAUCAUAUAAAACUUUUCCGCGGUGCGCGCCGUCUGACUCGCUUCAAUUCUUCUUGUCUAAUUGGAUAGUCUCGGACACGGCUCGAUCGUCGCUUCUGCUUAUUUUUAAGUUGUACAAGUUUUCUCUUCAAGUUGACUGUGGCGAAAAGUGAACUGUUGCGGUUUUCGCCGGCCGCUUUUAUAUUAGUGUGGACGUUCUAAGUGUUGUGUUCACUUGCUUUGUUUUUCUUUGCUCGAGUGGUGGCUGGCGGUGGCGCGCUGGUGGUGGGAAUCGAUACUGCGGUGGGAGCGGCGAAGGUACGUCAUCGAUCUUCAAAGAGGUUGUCGUCUAUUGUAUACAGCCUCGUCUUGACAAAUGGGAUUUCCCUCGAUUCAUCUCAGUCGAGAAGCGAACAGAUAGUUGGUGAGACAUGUUGUGGCGGACGCCGAGGACGAGGGCGGGUUGAUCCACAUCUCCACAUGCCGACAGAACUCUGCAGUCAGCAGAAAGAUGUCCUAAUAUGGGUUGGUCAUGCGUCGUGGCACGCGCUGUGGCUAUCUUCCUCAUGCUCAGCCGAGCGUCAGCACUCACAUCAGACAUAUUUGCAGCGGGGAAGUCGGACAAAGAGAUACUGGACAACCUUCUGAAAAACUCCCGCUAUGACAAAAGACUGUUGCCACCAGUAGAUGAUCCAGAAUUCUGUUGUGGUCUAACUUCGCCCAACGACUCUCUGGCACAAAAUAAUGUGGGGCUCUCGUCUCUGCGGCCUCGCUCGCACAAUCGUGGUGUCCUCACCGUAAAUGUAAGCGUACUACUUCUUAGCUUAGCCUCUCCGGAUGAAUCUAGUCUUAAAUACGAAGUGGAAUUCUUACUUCAGCAGCAGUGGUACGACCCUCGUCUGCGUUAUUCCAACCAGUCUCAUUACGACUUCCUAAACGCCAUCCAUCAUCACGAAGACAUCUGGUUGCCGGAUACGUAUUUCAUCAUGCACGGUGACUUUAAGGAGUUUUCCCAGCACUCAUGGGACCCGAUUAUACCAAUGCAUUUCGCUUUGCGUAUAUAUCGCAAUGGUACUAUAAACUACUUGAUGCGGCGGCAUCUUAUCCUGUCGUGUCAAGGGCGGCUCAACAUCUUUCCUUUUGAUGACCCAUUGUGUUCAUUUGCCUUAGAAAGUAUAUCGUACGAGCAGUCAGCCAUUACUUACGUGUGGAAGAACGACGAGGACACGCUACGCAAGUCGCCGUCGCUAACGACACUCAAUGCGUACCUCAUCCAGAACCAAACCAUUCCCUGCCCAAUCAAAGCCAGUUGGAGAGCUGAGGGUAAUUCACUUUACGAGGAAGACGAAGAGAUGACAUGUAAUCUUUGCCAGAGACGCUUUGAGGAGCAAGGUAACUACAGCUGUCUAAAGGUCGACUUAAUAUUUACUAGAGACCGAGCGUUCUACUUUACUACAGUCUUUAUCCCUGGAAUCAUUCUGGUGACUUCCUCGUUCAUCACGUUCUGGCUGGAGUGGAACGCAGUACCAGCCCGUUCCAUGAUAGGUAAUUACAGCUGUCUCAAAGUGGAUCUUAUCUUCACGCGGGAUAGAUCAUUUUACUUCACCACAGUUUUCAUUCCGGGGAUCAUUUUGGUGACUUCAUCGUUUAUUACUUUUUGGCUGGAAUGGAAUGCAGUGCCUGCUAGAGUAAUGAUAGGUGUAACAACAAUGUUGAAUUUUUUCACAACAUCGAAUGGAUUCAGAUCGACACUGCCGGUGGUGUCGAACCUGACGGCGAUGAACGUGUGGGACGGCGUGUGCAUGUGUUUUAUCUAUGCGUCGUUACUAGAGUUCGUGUGCGUCAACUACGUGGGGAGGAAGCGACCCCUACACAAUGUCGUCUACCGACCCGGGGAGAAUCCGGUCACACAGCGACUGCCUGCAGUCCUCAGCAGAAUUGGCAUUAUACUGGCCAGCCCCUUGGAGGCGAUGGCUUUCCUCCAAAGGGCUAGACAAGAGAUGCCCCAAGCGGAGACUAGCGGCGCUGGAGAUAAAAAGCGUGAGUCUACAGGAGGGGCUGACCUAGUGUCGUGCACAGCGUGUACGGGCCCCGGCGCCUGCACUCACACCGCCAACAAUGGCGGGGUCUCGGAGCCAUGUUUCGUCCAGGUUCGCAAAAAAGAACCGCCGCACCCGAUCCGCGUGGCGAAGACGAUCGACGUGAUCGCGCGGAUCACGUUCCCCACUGCCUACGCCGUGUUUCUCAUCUUCUUCUUCAUUCACUAUAAGGCGUUCUCUUAAUGCUGCCUCCACUUACCGCUGUCGCUGGCCGCUUCGUGUGAACGGACAUUUACUGUGUUUUCUACUAUUCUUUACUGCGACACAAAUAUGUAUGAGAUUAAGCUACUCACUCUAUUAUUAUACAUAUUUGAUGAUUGUCAACGGUCGAUAAGAAUUGUGAUUAUACCCGUUUAUAGUGAUCGUACUGUUAAGGUAAUUAUAGUUUAAGAGACUUGAAGCAGGAAGCUAACGUCGCGGCUUUCCAUAAUUUGACGUCAAUCAAUUGAAAGAGGAGUGCGAUUUUUCUACAGGUUUUGAAAUAGUUUUCUACGAGUUCAUUGACGGACGUUUAUAAUGUAAUUAUCUACGCGUAAGAUUUACUUUCUUGUGAAUACACGAAAACUUAUGAUAGGAUAAAGAGGGAUCAACUUAUGUAAUUGUAUGAAAAUUCUUGUAUCAACGUGAUUCGGACAUCGGAUUUUGUAUGAAUUUAGAGAGAUGAUCUAGUGGAGUUUUAAGGAGAGCUGCCUUCAAUGCGCAGGAAACAAGAAAUCUAUUUCAAACCUAAAGACAGACCUAGCGUAUUUAUUGCUUUUAAGUUAUUAAUAUAUUAGUAAGAUAGCAAAAGACAUGAUUACUUUUUAUAUUUAUUAUUAGAGGAUAGUCACCAUAGAGACUAGUUUGUCCAAACCAACACCUACAUAAUAUGUUGUGAUAAUUAUAAUAAUGUUUACUUAUUGCUUUGUAAAGGUGACACGUAGAGUAUGAUCGCCGUAUCGUUUGAACUAAAGUGAUUAAGUUUCGAAAUAAUAUAAUUCGGAGUAAUGUAAAAAUAGCUGUAGAUGCAUAGAUGAAGCUCAAGUCAUUAUUAUCUUUAAAUUCUAAUAUAAAUGUAUUGUACCGAUGAGUUCACGCUGUUCCCAACGAGUGCACGUUGGUGUACGCCGACUGUGUUGAUAUUGUACCAUGAACAUGCCUUCUACAUGUCAAAGAAUUAUUUUUGCCUGAUAUAAUGUUAGAGGUUAAUACAGAAAUUGAUGAAGCCGGCUGUAUAUACUAUUGGAAUAAACUUACACCUAUCAAUACGUAAGGAAGUACUACGCUAAUGGAAUAUUUACUUGUAACUAGGUACUUGUGUAAAAGUAUCGUGAAUAUUGUGCUGUGAGAACAUACCGUCACUUUAUUCGUUGCGGAAUUAGUCACGUGUUAAGGUAAUUGUAAUAAUGAUUAAUAUUGUCCUCUAUCAUCACACCCUAGGUAUUACGUAGUGUCCACAAAUGCUAGAAGCCGUUAUUUAAGUAAAAAUAUAUUUAUUAAUAAAUGAUAAACUUUGUCCGAAACCGCAAUGCGCUUUAGUUCCCGUACCUGUAAUCUGUAGGAUGCAAUUUUUUGAUUAUGUAACUUUAAAUACAGUUUGUUCGUAAAUCACGGUUUAAAAGAAAACAAUUUGUUUCUCUUAACUUCAGUAAAAUAUUUGAUUAAAAGAAACUGAUGUUUAAUUGAACACCAUUGAAAUUAUGCCUUUUGCUUGUUAAUAAGUGGACCAAGGAGUCAACUGUUUUGAAACAUAGAUUUUAUAUCUAAAUAAUUAUUAAAAAAAAAACGAUAAAUGAUAAGAAAGGGCGUUUUGGCUGUGCUUUGAAAUCAAAUUAUAAUAUUGAAAAAAAAAUGUAGGGAUGCCUGAUGAAGUAAUUAAAUAUGUAAUGUUAUUAUUUUAUUUUCUUUCGACUCAUUGUAACGGGUGGUCAAAUGCUGAGUACCUGCGAUUGUAGUAAAGUUUUGAAACACCGCUUUCAGCUGUGCGUAAUGCAUCAAUCAAACUUUUGGGAAACGUGGGGUGUCCAUACAAUGUAUAUUAUAGUAAAAGCUUGGAUGCCUUAUGUAUGUACCUAUAAUUAAGUGUGUAACACACAAAACGUGUUAUAUAACGCAGUCAAGUACUUAUGAAGAGAGUCAAUAUUGGACAAAUAUCAGUUGCAAUAAUAAAUACCUAUCAAUUAACGGCACAUUAUUAUUUAUUGUCUGUACAAGUACAAUCAUUUGCUUGUGAUCUCUUUUAAAAUUACUGUACCUCUACCAUGAGUUUGAAGCAAUAGUAUUUGUUGAAAGACGCUAGCAACGACAUAAAUUGUUGUAUGUCACAUUUCACAACGCCUCUACCGGCCACCUGUGGAACUAAAAUUUGCCAUACAAAAUAUUUACGUCGUCGCUAGCGACUAUCGACAAAUACUACUACUUUUCUCCUACGUUUAAACAGUAUUUAAAAGUUAAAUGGCAUAUUGUAUAAUGAGACCAUUCCCUUAAUAUUUGGAUAGAUACAAAGUGAUACUAUUUUAAAUUCGCUACGUUUUUUAUAUAGGUACUAUUUAAAAUGUAAGAUAAAAAGUUACAUAUCAUUCGCUUUAUAAGAUUCAACCUUGUACCUAUGAUAUUGUGCUAUCCAGUUUAAAAUAAAAAUUAUAUAUUUAUUCUAUGCUGCCUUUACAUAUAUGUAUAUACAUGUAUAAGUUAUACAUUUUAUAUGAGUAGAUCUUGUUUGUAUUGUGAAGCACUUCGUUUUAUAAAUUACGCGUCGAGAGAACGUUAGUUAUGGUAAAACUUUUUGAAUUGCUGUUCAUAUAUUGUAUAUUGUUUAUGGAUCUAUUCAAAUUUGGAACUGAUCUGUAUUUAUGGUGCACUGCUCGCUUCCUCCAUUUUGUCUAUAGUCACCGGUAUGUGAAUUAGUAUUUCCUAUUACGGUGCUUGUUUCUGUAAAAAUAAAUUGUUUAUUUACGCACUUGAGUAUUAUUUGGGCCUAGUCCAAACUGUAUAGUGUUAAUUUUAUUGUAUUGAGUCUAAAAUUUAAGCUGAAAGUUUAUGUUUUUCCUUAAAUAUGUUUACUGAAAUUCUUGUUUAUAUAAGGAUGUUAUUGUUACCUAUGUAUUAAACGUUCUAUAAAUAUGUUUGUUUAUUAAUAAGAUUGUUUAAACAACACGAGAGUAUUUAAUAAGUUUCUGAGCAUCUUGUUUACACGAAAGAAAAUACUAUCCACCUAUAAUAAGUACCUAUCUAUGGAUAUUUAUUUUUCUAUAAUGUUCUUGUUCACAUUUUCUAGUCAUUUACAUCAGUACAUGUAACUGAACGACACACUUAGGAGUAUAAGGGCCUUUUCACACGCUCCGGUAACUGGGUAACUGGUACCGAAUAUUUAUAGACGGUACCAAAUAAUUAUACGUAGUAACUAACUCACGUAAUUGUUUGACAAAGUUAUUUGACUAGAUUUAAGCCAUGCUUGCUACCAUGGCAUAUAGUCAUGAGCAGCAGGACAAACGACACGACGAGCGUCAACUUAACACUUAAAAAACUACAUGAGGGACUAUUUAAUAUGGAUAUUAUUCUAUUUAAUAGUUGCAUAAGCCGUCAAAUAUAGUAAUUAUUAAUUUUAUAUGUCUCACGAGAAUUAUAAUACAUAAAUGUACCUAUAUCAAAACGGUAUAUCGGUACGUGUGAAAGCUAACGUACCAACAUAGUUCUAAUCUUCGCUGCCUAUAACCGGUACCGAUUACCCAUAUAAGUACCGGAGCGUGUAAAAAGGUCCUUAUUAUGAUAAAAACGCUUCGCUGGAAAUGAGAGAUUAGGCUUAAAAUAUAAGCCGCUUAAUUAUAAGUGUAUAAUAUAAGCGAAAAAAUAUGAUAUAGGAACUAUGUACCAUAUAAUUAUGCUGUACCAUAAAAACAAUAAUAUGUGUAGUCAUCAUUGUAGCCUGAUGAGGCUGGUGCAAUUGUAUGAUGCCUGCCUUAGAUUUAGCUGCGAUGCUGUGCAGACUGGUGUUCAUUUCUACCUUUAUAGAUACCUAUAUAUCAUAGAACACAUAAAUUGGUGGGAUGAUUAAAAGUUUAACUGAUACUAAAUUACUACAGUUUCACGAUGUAGAUACGUUGCGUUGUUCUGAAAUAGAUUAAAAUGUAAUCAUUUUUCUUUAUUGAAUUUUCACUUGUCGUUAUAGUUCGAUUUAUCUAUCGACUACAAACGAGGCCAGACUUUGUAUUAAAAAAAAAUGCUACACCAGCUUUUUCUCCUGGGUGCGUUUACAAACAUACAAGUUUGCGAAUCACACAGAGAGUUGCUCCGUCCGGUAAACAAACCCGGUUUCCCUACCACCGCGCCACUGUGCAGUCAUUACUUGAACACCAUGAUUUGAGCAAUCAAAUUAGUAUUAUCUCUAUCAAUACCAAAAGAAACCUAAAGUGAUAUAGAGUUCAUUUUUCAACAUCAUAAAUCACCUACGCAAAAUUUGAUAUCUAUGAAGCAUAAUUACGUCAGUCUGUACAGCAUUAUUUAAAAAUAGAACCAGUAAUUAGGUACACAUCAAUUACUCGAGCCUUUAUUUUUAAUUUUUAAUCAAUCAGGUUCCUUGACAGUUGCUUUGUAAUUAAUGUCAGUUUAUUCAGGGUUAGUAGUCCCGAAAAAAUUCAGUCACUAAUUGUAAAUUUCUUUAAUACAUUUUCUACUUUAUCCUUUUGUAAUAAAGUUGGAAAUUAACUAAAUAUUUAAGUUUACUCACGAAUUAUUAAUGGACACGCAGCCACGUCAUGCAGCCUACUCAAUUCAGUACUGCUCACGCUGCUCAUGAUGAGUCCCUCUGUGACUCGAAACUAGUAGAGCUUUUCUCCAUGAAUACGGGAGUAAACUGUGAUUUUUAGUUAAUUUACUAUGUCUCGCGAUAGUAAUUAUAAAAAGUUGGAAAUCUAUUAUCGAGCGUAUCCAUAAUUUUUCGAGACUGCCAGCCCUGGUAAAUAACAGUUUGAACAAAAAUAAUACAAUAUCUAGAAAAAAAAUCAAACAGAUAGAACUAAAACACAGAUUAAUUGCAACUUAUUUACCUAAUUAGAAAGUGUUCAAGAUAAUUUGCAAAUUAUAGAAUAAACUAGCGUUUUAAGGACCCUAGCACAUUGCGUUGCUGGUUUUCGCAAAAUAUAUAGUUGAUAUAAAACUGUAGAUACAAUGUAUAGCUUACUUUAAUUACCUAGUCUAGUAUUAAGGAUCAACAUUUUGAUGCAUGAAAAGACAUUAGUGAGAUACCUAAAUAUACAAUGGAACUGUUCUGUAUUAAAAUUAUACUAAUUCAUUGUUGAUAAUACUUAAUAUUGUAAUUAUAUUUCAUUGCAGUUUCUAUAUGUUCGCGUGGCAUUACUUCUAAAUAAAUUAUUAUUAUUAUGGAACAUUAAACUCUGACGUUUAUGAUUAAACUAUCAUAGAGGGCGCUGUAGUGCUUCAAAAUCGCGAAGAGAAAAUAAAGAUUUGAUAUACCUGUUUAUUCCCAAUAUUGACAGUUUGUGUAAUUUAAAAAAACAACUGCCGUUGUUUCCAUUUGAAUGAUGACAUAUUUAAGGUUUAAUGCCAUUCACAUUGCCAUUAAAAUCCUGUUAAAAAUUACCUCAAAAUUGUUUGGUGUCCAUUUACAAUAUACCUACCUAAUGUACCUGACAAUUCAGUAAUUUAAUAUUAUAAUGAGUUGUUACAUCUUUAUUUUGUUUACUAAAAUUUCUCAAUUUAAUUUGGAAUAGAUAGGUAACUAUAAAACACAAAACUUUAAGCAAAGCUAGCUAUAGCACUCUUGUUAUAGUAUCAGCUUCAGUAGGUAGCGUUUGCACAUAAACUUACAAAACUACAUAAAGAAAAAUAAAAUUACAAUAAAAUCUAAACCAAAACUAUUAAAGACCACAGUACUAAUGAUUUACCUUUACAACUUGAGCUCAAAAGCUGUCAAAAUUUAAGCAGAAACAAUAAGCAAUAACUAGACUAAUCUACAUAGGCUACAUUUUCAAUCAAUUCAAUUAUUUUGUUAUCGGUUUACUCAAGUAACUGUUUGACGAGGAACUUGACUAGUUUCAAGCCAUGCUAGAGGUUCAUAUUCAUGAGCAAAAUUCACACAGCUCAGCGACACACGACCUCAUCGACCUCCUGUGAAUUGCUCGUCAAACAGUUAUAUAAGUAAGCCAGUAACAUUAUAAAUAAUUUAGUAGGUAUGUCUCACGAAAAUUAUAAUAAAAUUCAAUUAACUACCAAUUAAACUUUCUAAUCAGAUGUCCUAAAAACUUACCUAGUAAAUAACCUAUAAAAUAUCCCGGGACCAAAAUUUAUUUGAAUUUCCUUUUUCCUAAAACUUCUACCUAUUACCUCCCCUUCUAAGUAAAAUAAAAAUUUUGACUUACCUAACUAUUAUCACUGUGAACGUUUAUGUAAUAAUUCCGCCCCAUUGGUGUGAAAAUGACUUAAGGCUUAAUUAACUAUGUGGCUUAUAGUUAGUGACCAUGUUCACAAAAAACCGAUUGUAGUUCAAUUACCUAAAUCAUUCUUUAACUUGCUCAUAGCAAUAAAGCUGACCCUUAUUACGAGUACUAGAGAGCUCUGAUUGGCCGGCGCGAAUGAAGCAACCAAUCAGAACGCCGAACGCGCUCUCGUUUCUAUCUCGUUAAACGUAAAUCAAUUUCUUCAUGCAGCCAACGCUGACGCAGCUUUACUUUGAAAUUAUAAAUAAAAACGAAUAGGCAAUUAAGUAAAAUUAAAAGAAUAUACAAGCCCAAUAAUAAUUAAUUGCUAAUAUUUAAUUAAUACUUUCGUUUAAAUAUCCAAUAAUCCAUCCAAAUAGAUAAGGUUACCUCUAUCAACUCGUGCGCAUGUAGAGACCGCAUUACAAGCAAGUUACCUAGUUUGCUUCAAAUAGAUGAUAUUUUGUAUCAAGCAAUUACUUAGAUAAUAAAUAAUAUAAGUAUUCAAUUAAUAUUUUCAUAAUAAAAUCCGUCAUGAUGCAGUUCUUUACGCAUAAAAUUAAAAUUAAGAAUGAUAAACUAAAAUGUAGUUUUGAGAAAAUGUAAAGAAAUGAAGCGACGUUAUUAUUCUAUUGUUAUAAAGUUAUCUUAUUAAAAAGUCUUUAUUGAAAUUAUGAAUUGUGUUACAUUUGUAAUUAGAAUUAAAAAUGAAUUAAAAAAUUUAGUUACGUUUUAGAGUUUUAUGCUAUCUGUACCACUAAAUAUACUUUUUUUUUAUUUCAAUGGAACCCUACAUUCAGCUCUUUUAGGUUAUUAUUUAAAAUAAUUUCUAGAUUAAUAAAAUUAUAUUAGUUUUGUUAUUAGAUAUAUUUGUAGAGACAAAAUAAAACACCAUUUUGCUUUUGUAAAUAUUGAGACGUCAGCGCGCUGACCGCCCGUUCGUGUUGUAUUACGGCAUUGUAAAUAAUUUUAAUGUAAAAUUUAUGAAUUACAAUUUUCAUCAAAUAAAAACACAAAUUCGA
Spodoptera frugiperda (fall armyworm) is the source of this 9736-nucleotide messenger RNA. It is a transcript of the gene pHCl-1, whose product is annotated as glutamate-gated chloride channel. NCBI's taxonomy places the organism in Eukaryota, Metazoa, Arthropoda, Insecta, Lepidoptera, Noctuidae. Bases 724 to 2484 code for a protein of 586 amino acids. Gene Ontology annotation, biological process: chloride transmembrane transport; signal transduction; regulation of membrane potential. Gene Ontology annotation, molecular function: neurotransmitter receptor activity; extracellular ligand-gated monoatomic ion channel activity; transmembrane signaling receptor activity. The transcript has 19 exons. The record is from RefSeq and is a predicted model, not a curated record. Gene Ontology annotation, cellular component: membrane; synapse; neuron projection.